Molecule: messenger RNA, 1931 nt
Organism: Gymnodraco acuticeps
Lineage: Eukaryota; Metazoa; Chordata; Actinopteri; Perciformes; Bathydraconidae
Exons: 2
Coding region: 258-980 (240 amino acids)
Molecular function (GO): metal ion binding
Source: RefSeq, a predicted model, not a curated record
AGAAGGUGUCAGUGUAGGCAGCCGGAAUGUAAACACCGAGCAGCGGCUAAAUGACCGCAGCUAACGUCAGACCCUGAAACUGCAUCUUUAAUAUAAAGAGGAAACCGGAAUGAUAAACUAUUUCCACGCUGUAGAGUUUUUGGUUGAUUCAGCCGUUUAUUGUGAGAUUCUAGCUAUCCAGCAACAGUAUUAGCGUGCUUACAUUUUGAGACCAAGCUAUCCAGCUAGCUAGCUUAGCCUCGGUUGAUCGUUAAGUCAUGAACUCUCUGGUUGGCUACGGAGUGUCCUCAGAGUCUGACAGCGAGGGAGAGGAGGACGUAAACAACGGUGCAGUAGGGUCCGUAAAGAAGCUGUGUGAUGAAGCAUCCAGUGGCAGAAAAACCCGCAACUUCAUGCUGGAGUCUGUUUCAGCUUCCAGUGAAUCAGAACCAGAGGAAGACUAUCCUUCUUCAUCACCACACCCCCAGAAACCUGCACCUCCUCCAGCCUGCCAUCCCACCCUGCCUGCUCCUUCCCUGGACUCCAUCACCUCCAAUAAGCUCCCUCCUCCUCCUCUGCACACCUGCUCUGGUAGCAGUGUGUUCACCAACCCUUUCAAGGCUCAGGCCGACCAGAAACUCAGUGCCUUGCAGAAACAUGUCCCCCUCACAAUGCAGGCCAAACCCUCCCAGAUAGGAGGCAAAAGGAUGUGUGUGGCAUACAGGAAAAAUGGAAGGUGCCGGUUUGGGAUCAAAUGCAAGUUUGCUCAUGACAGUGACCUCCAGUCUCUCACUGAUUUACCUGUGAGUGAAGAGACGCCGGAUCAAGAAGAGGCCCUCGCAAGCGGCUCAGGAUCCCAGAAGGAGACAAAAGAGGAAGAGUCAGCAGGCCAGCAGGGGAAGAAGAGGAGGGUUGGACUGAGCAACACCUUGAUUCCUCCUAAACGAGCUAUGAAGCAGUACGCCAUACAGAGGAACAAAGAGCAGCUCCAUAUGUCGUGAUGGAGGUUUUCGGAGCUGGGCUGACAUAAAAGCAAUACUACUGGGAUUAAAUAUAUUUUCUAAGUAUGUAUAUGUUGUAGGAAUUGUGCACUAUCUAUUUCUAGGACCCAUUAAUGACUCAGGCAUGCAUUUACAUUCAGUGGUGGUUACUACUUGCAUUCAGUAUUUACAAAUGAUAAAGUCCACAAAUAAAUAAUUCAAAUAAUUAGCUGCAACAUCAAAGUGGUGAACACAAAAUGUAUCAAUAGUUGUAUACCAGUAAUAUUACAUAUAUUGUUAUAAAAUUGGGCCUUCAGAGUACUUGUCCUUUUGGUUCUUAAAGUAUAUUUUAUUGCUUAUCAUUUUGUACUUUUACUGAUCUAACAUUUAAAUGCAGGACUCCUUAAUGAUGUUCUUAAACUCUCAGUGAAUACACUUUGGAUAAAUGUUAAGACAUUUAUUUACAUCUUAUAAAUGAACAUUGUUUGUUUGCUCUACCACACAUCCUAUAUCACUCAGCAGAGAGGUGCAGAUUUAGUAUGAACAUAUGCUCCAAGGUUUCUACAUAGCCUUGUUUUUUUUAAUAACAUUACACUUGAAAAGGUCAUUGACAAAAACAUAUUUUUAAUUGUCUAAUUCAAUGACUAUGCUUGCUGUUAUUUCAUGUGAGGGUUACAAUAUGCAAGGUCACCCUCUGGCUUACUAUAUGCGAGUAGUGCAUACAUAAUAUGGGUUAUUAUUCCUUCAAUGUCUACAGCCAAGCUUAAACAGCUGCCAGUGAAACGGGUUUAAUGACACUGCCAUAAAGCUAAAUAAUGCAUAUUUUGUGACUGUUAACAAGACUGUACAUUUAAAAACAUAUUGUGUCCAUUCCUUUUCAGGUUUUGAAAUGUUUAUCUUUGUCCGAUAGAUUUGUUAUUUUUUCGUUCAACCUCGCCAAAUAAAGGCUUUACAGUGAAAAAUGAAAAAAAA